Messenger RNA from Talaromyces amestolkiae, 1026 nucleotides. RefSeq lists its product as uncharacterized. Gene Ontology annotation, molecular function: acid phosphatase activity. Bases 1 to 1026 code for a protein of 341 amino acids. NCBI's taxonomy places the organism in Eukaryota, Fungi, Ascomycota, Eurotiomycetes, Eurotiales, Trichocomaceae. The transcript has 2 exons. The record is from RefSeq and is a predicted model, not a curated record.
AUGGCCCCGAAUCUGGCAGCAUCUCAGCAUGAGCUCAUUCGUGACAUGAUCCUGAGCAAGUCUUCGACUACUGCUCAAAUGGCUGAUAUGGCUGGCCGUAGCGACCGCAGCAUUUGUCACGGGUACAAUGAAGCGAAGAUAUAUGACCCAUACUCGGAUAAGUCACAGUACAAUACUUCGGUUGAUCUGAUAAUCCCAGAAGGUCGCGAAUGGAACAACACGCUAGACACGGGAACCUGCGAGACAUUCUCCGACGGCAGCCCAGUCAAAGAAGUCCAACGAGAGUUCCUCAACAUCUUCGCCAUCUCAAUCCUACAGAGUAUGAUGGAACACAUGCCCGGUGUCAACCUCGCACUCAUCGACAUCCCACUCCUGAUGGACCUCUGCCCUUUCGAAACCGUCAAUAAUCCUAACGGCACACUCUCACCAUUAUGCAACCUCUUCAGUAUCUCCGACUGGUACGGAUACGACUAUUACAAAACAUUAGAGAAAUACUACGCUUUCGGCGCCGGGAAUCCCUUGGGGUCAACCCGAGGAGUCGGCUACGUCAACGAAUUGAUCUCUCGCAUGACCAAAUCCCUGCCUGUAAUCGACCAUACGAGUGUCAACCACACCCUCGACUCUGACCCGGAUACAUUCCCGCUUGAUACUGCUCUCUACGCUGAUUUCACCCAUGAUAACGCGAUGGUGUCAAUUUUCGAUGCGUUCGGGUUAUAUAACUCUACGCCCCCGCUUUCGGCGAAGCAUGUGCAGUCCGCGGCCGGGACGAAGGGGUUUUCGGCGUCGUGGGUCGUGCCUUUUGCGUCAAGGGCGUAUUUUGAGGUCAUGCGUUGCGCGUCCGAGGACGAUCAAGAAGAAGAGGGAGAGGAGCUUGUGAGGGUUCUAGUGAAUGAUCGGGUUGUGCCGCUUCAUGGGUGUGAUGUCGAUGAUUUGGGGAGGUGUAAACUGAAGGAUUGGAUUGAUGGGCUUGAUUUUGCUAGGAAUGGCGGGCGAUGGGAGGAUUACUGUACUGGACCGACCGACUGA